AUGAUUCCUCGACCCUCAAAUUCAUUCUAUUCCCUUUCUCACUUAAUUCUCACUAAAAAUUCUUCUUUCUUUUCUUCUUCAUCAUCUUCUUCCUCUUCUCUAGUUACUCUCCAUGAUUCUGAAUCAAAACCAAUUUCAAGUCCUUUUUACAAUCUUCUUCCACCCACCCAAAACCCUAACAACAUCGUAAACCUCAUUUCUUCAAUCCUCAAACAGAAAAGUUUCCACCUUUCCCUUUUUCAAAAUGAAAUCAAAGGGAUUCUUCCUCACAUGGGUUCCCAUGAAAUUUCUAGGGUUUUGCUUCGAUGCCAAUCUGAUUACUCUUCAGCACUGACAUUUUUCAAUUGGGUUAAAAAUGAUUUGAACAUCACACAUAGUGUGCAUAAUUAUUGCAUAAUUGUUCAUAUACUUGCUUGGUCUAAAGUUUUCUCUCAAGCUAUGAAAUUGUUGUCUGAGUUGAUACAAUUGAAUGUUCCUGAUGAGGAUAUUUAUAAGAAUUUGAUUGGUUGCACUGAGGAUUGUAAUUGGAAUCCGGUAAUAUUUGAUAUGCUUAUUAAGGCUUAUGUGAAGUUAGGUAUGGUUGAUAAAGGUUUGGAAACUUUUAGGAACAAUGUUGAUGCUUGUUUUGUUCCGAAUGUUAUUGCUUGUAAUUGUCUGUUGAAUGGUUUGUCGAAGUUUAAUUAUAUCGAUGAAUGUUGGGAAGUGUAUGAAGAAAUGGGAAGACUUGGAAUACAUAGGAAUGUUUAUACUUUCAAUAUUAUGACGCAUGUUUUGUGUCGAGAUGGAGAUACCGAUAAAGUGAACGGAUUCCUUGAGAAAAUGGAGGAAGAAGGAUUUGAACCGGAUUUGGUUACGUACAACACACUCAUUAAUGGGUAUUGUAUGAAAAGAAGGUUGGAGGAUGCUUUUUAUCUUUACAAGAUCAUGUGCAUUAGAGGCAUGGUUCCUAAUCUGGUUUCGUAUAGUGCGUUGAUGAACGGUCUUUGUAAAGAAGGGAAGAUCAAGGAGGCUCAUCAGCUUUUUAAUCAGAUGGUUCAGAAAGGAAUUGAUCCGGACAUUGUGUCGUAUAAUACUCUUGUAUCCGGUUAUUGCAAAGAAGGUAAGAUGCAAAUGUGUAGAUCACUAUUGCACGAAAUGAUAGGAAUCGGGAUUCGUCCUGACAGUGUCACGUGUAGGAUUGUCUUUCAAGGAUAUGCAAAGGAGGGAAAGCUUUUGUCGGCGUUGAAUUUGGUUGCGGAGCUUCAGAGAUUUGGAAUUAUGAUUCCGCAAAAUCUAUACGAUUAUCUUUUAGUUGCAUUGUGUAAAGAAGGUCGACCAUUUGCGGCUCGAAGUUUUCUGAUAAGGAUAUCUCAAGACGGUUAUGCGCCUGAAAUGAGUACUUAUGUUGAACUAGUCGAGUCUCUAUGUAGAUUCAAUAAUGUGGACGAAGCGCUGAUUUUGAAAUCUGAGAUGACGAAAAAGAGUAUGAAACUGAAUCUCACUACCUAUAAAGCCAUCAUAAGCUGCUUAUGUAGAGUAAGAAGAACUUCAGAAGCUGAAGGCUUGUUGGAAGAAAUGGUUAGUUUAGGUAUUUUACCCGAUUUAGAAAUUAAUAGAGCGUUAAUAAAUGGUUAUUGUGAAGAAAAUGAAGUUGAAAAAGCUGUAUUGUUAUUGAAAUAUUUUGCCGAGGAGUUUCGAGUGUACGAUACCGUUAGCUACAAUGCGAUUGUUAAAGUUUUUUGUGAGGGUGGUAAUGUGGCUGAGUUGAUGGAACUUCAAGAUAAGCUUGUUAAGAUAGGUUUUGUUCCAAAUAGUUUAACAUGCAAGUAUGUUAUCCAAGGAUUGCAGAAAGAUAUGGAACUCGACGACGAUAUAGUGAACCGCAACAUGGUUGAAGUCUAA
Lathyrus sativus (Indian pea) is the source of this 1881-nucleotide messenger RNA. NCBI's taxonomy places the organism in Eukaryota, Viridiplantae, Streptophyta, Magnoliopsida, Fabales, Fabaceae. The record is from the annotation of a GenBank genome assembly.